AAAGGGCAUAAAUCCCUGCUAGAAGCUUAAAAGACACUUUUAUAAGUUUUUUUUCCACAAUAUAAACUUUGCUUAUAUGGCUGAAGAAGUGAAGCUUUUUGGUGCCUGGGGAAGCGCUUUUAGCCUCAGAGUAGAUAUCGCUCUGAAAUUGAAAGGCAUUAAUUACGAAUACCAUGAAGAAGACCUGUUCAACAAGAGUUCGUUGCUCAUCAAAUACAACCCAAUUCACAAGAAGGUUCCGGUGCUCGUCCACCACGACAAGCCCUUAGCAGAGUCCCAAGUUAUUCUCGAAUACAUAGACGAGACCUGGGAAAACUAUCCCAUUUUGCCAAAAGACCCCUAUGAAAGAGCCAAGGCGCGUUUCUGGGCACGCUUCAUUGACGACAAGUGUUUUCCUGCGAUAUGGAAGGCUUACUGGAGCAAAGAUGAGCGAGAGAAGGCCGUGGAAGAAUUGAUUGAGCUUCUCAAGUUUCUGGAGAACGAGCUCGACGACAACUUCUUUGGAGGAGAAACUGUUGGGCUUGUGGACAUUGUGGGCAAUAUUAUAGCACAUUGGCUUCCAGCACUACACGAAGUUGCGGGUGUAGAGAUACUGACAGAAGAGAAAUUUCCUAAGCUUUGUCGAUGGAGCCAUGAGUUUGUGAAUCACAGUGUUGUUAAGGAAGUUCUGCCUUCCAGGGAAAAACUGAUUGCUUUCUUAAGGGAUCGUUUGGAAAGCAGAUCUUCCUAAUAAGUUGGUCUAUAAUAUAUGGUAAUGGUACGAGAGAUGUACCUUUAAGAGUUCUUUUUAUCCUUUCUUGAAGAUGUUUGUUUGUGAUGUCACAAUAAAGCAUAGGCCUUGUGUAAUCUUUUGUUAUAAUGCCUCUUAGAUGCAAUAUAUAGUGUUGACGGCUGAAUUUCACCAAUAGAAAUACGCCGGAUUACCCGCUGGUAUCCCGUUGGGUUACCGGCUGGAAAUUAACGGUAUAUUUGAAAUCAAAUUGUGAAGUAUUUGUUGUGUUUUGUAAGCAUGAGUAUAACACUUGAAUGGGAGGACACAUGAG
Morus notabilis is the source of this 1043-nucleotide messenger RNA. Its product is annotated as probable glutathione S-transferase. Gene Ontology annotation, cellular component: cytoplasm. Bases 77 to 730 code for a protein of 217 amino acids. Gene Ontology annotation, molecular function: glutathione transferase activity. Gene Ontology annotation, biological process: glutathione metabolic process. NCBI's taxonomy places the organism in Eukaryota, Viridiplantae, Streptophyta, Magnoliopsida, Rosales, Moraceae. The record is from RefSeq and is a predicted model, not a curated record. The transcript has 2 exons.